AUGCCGGUUUAUUCAGGAUCAUGCGUCUGCCGCAGAAUUGAAUAUGAGCUUAGACUGGACUCCCCAGAUGAUGCGCGUACAUCUCUGUGCCACUGCCGCAACUGCAAAAAAGCUUUCGGUACCAACUAUGGACUCACAGCAAAAGUCCCGAAGGAUGCAUUCUGUCUCCUCAAGGGGGAGCCGAAGGAACAUGCAGCCGACAACGGAUCUGGGGCCGUGGUUCAUCGCGAAUUCUGUGAUCACUGUGGCAGUUUUAUUUUAGAGUAUGGGGAAGCCGCCAAGGAACAUUCUCGUUAUAUCUGCGUGGGGUCUCUCGAUGACCCGGAGGCAUUACCCCCCAAGGGCGAAUUCUUCUGCAAGGAGCGGGCAAGUUGGAUGCCAGAGGUUCCCAACGUGUUCCACAAACGAGAAAUCAAACAAUAA
Molecule: messenger RNA, 423 nt
Organism: Penicillium canariense
Lineage: Eukaryota; Fungi; Ascomycota; Eurotiomycetes; Eurotiales; Aspergillaceae
Product: GFA family protein
Exons: 4
Coding region: 1-423 (140 amino acids)
Molecular function (GO): carbon-sulfur lyase activity
Source: RefSeq, a predicted model, not a curated record